AUGCCAGCGAUAACCGCGCGAUGCUGGGAGGGGGCCAUCAUGCUGGCGACCAUCAUGCUGGCGACCAUCGUGCUGGCGACCAUCAUGCUGGCGACCAUCAUGCUGGCGACCAUCGUGCUGGCGACCAUCGUGCUCGCCUCCUCCUCCUCCUGCGCGGGCGAGGACGCGGCGAGUUGGGGGCGCAAGCUGCUGGAAGCGAGCGGCGGUGACCUGGACGUGGGUGGCGAGGAGGAGGAGGUGGGGGAGGCGACGGACGACGGGCUGGACGAGGCGGUGCGGGUGCUGCUGAGCUGGAAGAAGAUCAAGAACGCGGCGAAUCAGGCGGCGAAGAGCGAGGCGGGGCAGAAGGCGGGAGGGUUGGUGAAGAAUGUGGUGAAGAAGGGCGGCAAGGAGGCGCUCACGGCUGCAGUCAACGCGUUCCGCAGCGGCAAGGGCGCCAAGGGUGCCCUGCAGGCGGGCGCUGGCUCGUUCGUCAAGACCGCGAAAACGAUGAUCUAA
Messenger RNA from Closterium sp. NIES-65, 498 nucleotides. The record is from the annotation of a GenBank genome assembly. Lineage: Eukaryota; Viridiplantae; Streptophyta; Zygnematophyceae; Desmidiales; Closteriaceae.